Molecule: messenger RNA, 750 nt
Organism: Ciona intestinalis (vase tunicate)
Lineage: Eukaryota; Metazoa; Chordata; Ascidiacea; Phlebobranchia; Cionidae
Source: RefSeq, a predicted model, not a curated record
AAUGAAUAUUUCGCGAAAAGAAAUCGACGUUUUCGCCGAAUGCAAAGUUGCUAAACGGCAAAUCGAAAAUCUAAAUUUAGAAUUAUCAAAAUGCAAAAACACACCAACAAACAACAAGCUUAAUCCACAAGUGUCUAAACUAAUACCUGUACUAAACGAAUCCUUAGAAUUGUUGACUUCUGCAAUACAUUACCAAAGUCACUUAAGCGUGUGCGAUCAUGACCAGCAACAAAUUCAAAAUGACGAGCUGCAUUAUAUGGAGCCGACACAACCACAUGAAAAUAAACCAACUGCCAAAAGACAGAGGGAACCAUUUGCAAGACACAGCCUUUGCGGAGAUGAAACAAUCAAUGAGAAUUUGUCGAAAGAAAUUGUUCAAGUGAUUCGAAUUGCUGGAGAAAAACAGGAAGAGAUCAACAGGUUGAGGGAAACCAAUACAAAGUUGGAGGGGAAGAUCAAAGAUUGUUUGUGUGGGACGGGUGGUGGGGAAGAUGGCUCAAACCAGAUAAAAAUACUUCAAGAAGAAUUAAGAUCAACAAGAGAGCUAAACAUAAACCUUGAAAAUCAACUUCAAGAAUCCAAGAAAACCAUGGAAACAAUGGAAGUUGAAUUAUUUGAAACCCGGCUCAGAUUGGAUGAGAUGAAGGUGGAGAAGUUGCAUUGGGUGGGUUGGGUGUUCGGGGUUGGUUCAUUAACUCGACAAUCAGGGUGUUUUUAAUAAACUAAUAGUGACCACUGGGUUGAGGCAAU